Molecule: messenger RNA, 1467 nt
Organism: Didymosphaeria variabile
Lineage: Eukaryota; Fungi; Ascomycota; Dothideomycetes; Pleosporales; Didymosphaeriaceae
Exons: 2
Coding region: 1-1467 (488 amino acids)
Biological process (GO): transmembrane transport; allantoate transport; tripeptide transport
Cellular component (GO): plasma membrane
Molecular function (GO): allantoate transmembrane transporter activity; dipeptide transmembrane transporter activity
Source: RefSeq, a predicted model, not a curated record
AUGCCCGUCAUCAAAGAAGUCGAAGCGCAGGAAGCAGUCUCCGUCUCACAUGCCGUAGGCUAUCAAGAAUACCUAGAAGCCCAGGAAAUCUCGGCCACUGACAAAGAGAUGACUCGGCUCCGCUGGAAAAUCGAUCUCAUCAUCCUUCCCAUGUUUCUCAUUACGCAAGCCCUCCAAUUCAUGGACAAGACCUCCCUCAACUACGCAAAUCUAUUCGGAUACCAAACAGCGCUCGGACUCAAAGGAACGCAAUUCAAUUAUCUCUCUGCGAUGGUGUACGCUGGGUACUUCUUCGGGCAGUACCCUUGCGGAUGGCUUAUUGGACGGUUCCCGGCACAGAAGGUGUUGGCUGUUAGUAUUCUGCUGUGGGGAGUUACGGUCCUUGUCAUGACUCAGGCAAGGACAUAUGGGAGUGCCUUAGCGGUCCGAUUCUUCAUGGGAAUAUUCGAAGCUGCUGUCACUCCGGGCCUGACCUUGAUGACUGGAUUCUGGUACACUAGACGAGAGAUCCCUCUCCGUCAAUGCAUAUGGUACUCCUCGCUUGGUUGGGGUGGCAUCAUUGGUUCCUACAUCUCCAUGGGCAUCUCCACGCUUCCAGCCGACUUCUCACCAGAGCGAUGGGAACUGAUUUUCUACAUUCUCGGCGGAGUAACAUGCGUGUGGGCCGCCAUCAUCUGGUUCUUCAUGGCGGACGCACCCUCUAACGCACGAUUCCUCAACCACCGCGAGCGCCUCCUGGCAGUCAAGCGAGUCGCAGGCAACCAGGUCGGCAUCAAGAACACGCACUUCGAUAGAAAACAGAUUAACGCCGCGUUCAUGGAUCCAAAGACAAUCCUACUGUUCAUCAGCGUGUUCGCUGCCGCCAUUCCGAACGGAGUGGUUAACUCCUUCUCAACAAUCAUCAUCCGCGACAUGGGUUUCAGCACGACAAGAACGACGGAGCUCAAGUCCGUAGGAGACGCUGUGCAGAUAGUCGCGCUGUUCAUUGGAGGCACCAUUAUCUUGAACGUGCCAAACUCCGCCAAUAUUCUCUGCACCGUCGCAGCAGCCUGUAUGGCCUAUCUCCCGCGCUCUAACACCUGGGGUCGUCUCGUAUCGUUCUGGCUCGUAAACUCUCAAUCCGUUGGCUUCACUGUCUCCUUGACCACGAUAUCCUCCAACAUGGCGGGCUACACGCACCGCUCGCUGGCAAGCGCGCUGGUGUUCACCGCAUACUGUUGGGGUAACUUUGCGGGGCCGUUUGUGGUAGAUCCGAAGCAGGCGCCGAGAUAUGAGGGUGCGACGAUUGGGUUGCUGGUGGGGUAUAGUAUCAAGCUUGGGUGUCAUCUCGGUCUACUGUUGUAUAUGUUCCUUGCGAACAAGCAGCGUGAUGGAAAGUAUGGGCCGCAGGACAAGGAGAAGAGUGAGGAAGAGGGGAUGCGCGACAGGACGGAGUUUGAAAAUAAGGAUUUUAGGUACGUUCUAUAA